Molecule: messenger RNA, 4107 nt
Organism: Sorex araneus (European shrew)
Lineage: Eukaryota; Metazoa; Chordata; Mammalia; Eulipotyphla; Soricidae
Product: host cell factor 1-like
Exons: 1
Coding region: 1-4107 (1368 amino acids)
Biological process (GO): regulation of DNA-templated transcription; chromatin remodeling
Cellular component (GO): histone methyltransferase complex
Molecular function (GO): protein binding; transcription coactivator activity
Source: RefSeq, a predicted model, not a curated record
AUGGCCACCUCCACGCACACCACCGAGGUACUUCUGCAGCCCCGCUGGAAGCGGGUGGUGGGCUGGUCAGGGCCCGGCCCCCGGCCCCGCCAUGGCCACCGGGCAGCGGCCAUUAAGGAGCUGAUCAUAGUGUUCGGUGGAGGAAACGAGGGCAUCGUGGACGAGCUGCACGUGUACAACACGGCCACCAACCAGUGGUUUAGCCCCACCGUGCGGGGCGACGUCCCCCCGGGGUGCGCAGCUUAUGGCUUCGUGUGCGACGGGAGUCGCCUGCUGGUGUUCGGCGGCAUGGUGGAGUACGGCAAGUACAGCAACGACCUCUACGAGCUGCAGGCCAGCCGCUGGGAGUGGAAGAAACUCAAAGCAAAAACGCCCCUAACCGGGCCCCCUCCGUGCCCUCGACUGGGCCACAGCUUCUCCCUGGUGGACAACAAAUGCUACCUCUUCGGGGGUCUGGCCAACGACAGCGAGGACCCCAAGAACAACAUCCCAAGGUACCUGAAUGACUUGUACAUCCUAGAAAUGCGGCCGGGCUCAGGAGUGGUCGCCUGGGACAUCCCCAUCACUUAUGGGGUCCUGCCCCCACCCCGGGAGUCGCAUACGGCAGUAGUCUACACGGAAAAGGACAGGAAGAAGUCCAAGCUGGUGAUCUAUGGAGGGAUGAGUGGCUGCAGGCUAGGAGAUCUCUGGACCCUGGACAUUGAGACUUUGACGUGGAAUAAGCCCACUCUCAGUGGGCUAGCACCUUUGCCUCGGAGUCUCCAUUCAGCCACCACCAUAGGAAACAAAAUGUACAUCUUUGGUGGCUGGGUACCUCUGGUUUUAGAUGAUGACAAAGUGGCCACGCACGAGAAGGAAUGGAAGUGUACCAAUACACUGGCUUGUCUCAACCUGGAUACCAUGUCCUGGGAGAACAUUCGGAUGGAUAAGGACACCCUGGAGGACAACGUCCCCCGGGCCCGGGCUGGCCACUGUGCUGUCGCGAUCAAUACCCGUUUGUACAUUUGGAGUGGGCGUGAUGGCUAUCGAAAAGCCUGGAACAACCAGGUCUGUUGCAAGGACCUCUGGUACCUGGAAACAGAAAAACCGCCACCCCCAGCCCGGGUGCAGCUCGUGCGAGCCAACACCAGUUCGUUAGAGGUGAGCUGGGGGGCGGUGGCAACCGCUGACAGUUACCUUCUGCAGCUUCAGAAAUACGACCUACAUCCAACCACUACUCCGGACAGCAGCCCUCCAUCCAACCUCGUUCCUUCUGUGCCUGCUUACCAGCCUUCCAGCCCUGCCCCAGUGUCCGUCUCACCUGCACUACAAACACUGACCCUUGCCUCCUGCCCCAGGCUCCUGCCCCAGGCUGCUCCAGCCUCCUCAACCACCAGCACCAUCCAGACCUUGCCAGCUGUGCCUGACUGUUCAGUAUCUGUGCCGGAACCACCCAAGGCUCAAAGUGUGUCUGCUCUUCUCCCAGUGACUGAUUCGCAAGCUACAACAGGAACCCCUUUGCUUACCAUGAGACCUACCAACCACGCAGGAAAAGACCCCGUUAGGGUGACCUCGCUUCUUACAGGUCUGCGAAUGGUCCAGCCGGUGCAGAGUGCCCAAGGGGCAGUGAUGGGCAAUAGUCCCAAGAUGAGUGGGAUGGCUGCCCUGGCAGCUGCGGCUGCUGCCACCCAGAAGAUUCCUCCUGUCUCGGCCCCCACACCCAUGCUGAGCAUCCCAGCUGGCACCACUACUGUCAAGACUGUGGCCAAGACACCUGGCACCACCACCCUGCCAGCCACUGUGAAGGUGGCUUCCUCACCAGGCAUAGUGAGUAAUCCAGCCACCCGCAUGCUUAAGACUGCGGCUGCCCAGGUGGGGACGUCUGUCUCUUCUACUACCAGUUCAUCCACCCGGCCCAUCAUCACAGUGCACAAGUCAGGGACUGUCACUGUGGCCCAGCAAGCCCAGGUGGUGACCACAGUGAUAGGUGGGGUCACCAAGACCAUAACCUUAGUAAAGAACCCCAUCUCUGUCCCAGAAGGCAGUGCUCUGAUUUCAAACCUGGGCAAAGUCAUGUCAGUGGUCCAGACCAAACCAGUUCAGACCUCAGCUGUACCAGGCCAGGUGUCCGUGAGCCCUGGGACUCAGAUCAUCCAGACUAAAGGGCCCUGGCCGGCAGGGACCAUUCUGAAGUUGGUCACCUCAGCAGAUGGCAAGCCCGCCACUAUCAUCACAACCACCCAGGCCAGUGGAACCAGGAGUAAGUCUACUAUCCUGGGCAUCAGCAGCAGGUCCCCCAGUGCCCCCAAGCCUGGCACAGCCACCAUCAUUAAGACUAUCCCCGUGUCGGCCAUCAUCACGCAGGCCAGCUCCACAGGUGUCAGCAGCAGCCCCGGCCUCAAGUCUCCGAUCACCAUUAUCACCACCAAAGUUAUGACUUCCAGUACUGGGGCACCUGCCAAGAUCAUCACUGCUGUCCCCAAAACUACCACUGGCCACGAGAAGCCAGGCGUGACCCAGGUGGUGCUAAAGGGGGCCCCUGGGCAGCCGGGUACAAUCCUCUGCACCAUGCCUGUGGAAGGCGUCCGCCUGGUUACUCCCAUCAAUGUUUCUGCCAUCAAGCCUGAUGUGACCACGCUGGUAAUGAAGGGCACCACAGGUGUCACAACACUAGGCACAGUGACAAGCACUGUUUCAACCAGCCUUGCGGGAGCUGGGGGCAGCAGAGUCAGUGCCUCCCUCGCCACGCCUAUCACCACCUUGGGCACCAUUGCCACGCUCUCAAGCCAGGUGAUCAAGCCUGCCACUGUCACUGUGUCAUCUGCCCAGACCACAGUAACAGCAGCUGGCCGGCCCACGAUUCCUGCUCUCUCCAUGCAUCCUGUGUCCCCCCAGCCUACCCAGGUGACUCUGAUCACAGCUCCCAGCAGCGCAGAAGGACAGCGGGGGCAUGAUCUCCCCGUGUCCACAGUAGCCUCAACUACUGCCACGGUCACCAUCACUAACUCCGCCCAGGGGGGUGUGCAACCUAGCGUGAUGACGUUGAUGUGCUCUAGCCUGCCCGGUGAGACCCAGGAGAUGGGGACACCUCCCAGCACUGUCAUGGCGAAACUCAAGGGACAGUCCCAUGGCCGCCAAAAGCAGUUUGUCUAUGACAGAGAAGAUGCAGCCACUUCUCUGGGUGCCUCAACAGCAGAGCAGCAGAAAAGCAGUGCAGGGUGUACCUGCUCUGGCUCAGCAUGUGAGACCCACGAACCAGACACCACCAACACGGUCACCUCCACUUCAGGCGUGGCCAGGCACCAUGGCUGUGAGAGCCAGGAGACUAGUGCCUCCAUGUCUGCCUGGUUCACUCGUGCAGCAAACACUACCCCUACUGUGAUGGCGGUCAGCAUGCCCCCUGGGAUGCUGAAAGGAGCUCAGGGUGCUCUCAAGCCUGUGAGCCAAAUGCACCAGACCAGCGGAUCUGGCACCACUGUGACUGAGAUGGUUUCCAGGUCCCCACAAUUUGAGUCCAACCUGGCCUUGGAAGCUGGUGAUCAUAACCCGGCAUUUAUGCAUUCGGCCUCUUUGCGUGACCAUGUCAGAUGCAGUGACCCUGGCAGCAUGGACAGCCCCACAGCAGGACUGGGUCAGCAGGUGUCUCUGGGCAGCUCUGGGGAGGCUCAUCCAGCCCACGUUGCAUCCUGUUCCACCAUGGAUGCUGGGGAGCCCUACCAGGCCCAGGGGACCCCCCUACCUACAUGCAAGAGCUCACCCUACAGGGGUGUGAUUGGGACAGUCACUGAGACACGGUUGCAUCCCUCAGCCACCAUGACUCAGGUAUGCUUCAAAUUGCCCUGUGAGACCCACAAAAGAGGUCCUACCUGGAUACCACCCGCUGCCAUCUCUAACCGGGGUGAGGGUCUGUCCGAGAGCACUCGACCCUGUGAGACAUGCCAGGCCAUUUCCUUGGCUACCACCACGUCCAUCAACGUGGAUGCCCUACGCCCAGACACUGCCCCCUCUCACAGGACCCUGGAAUCUAGCUUGGAGGUGGCACCACUUCCCACAGUCACCGCCCAGAGCAGUGCUUCCUUCCUGUCUCCUUUCUCGACACAGCAGGUGUUCUCCAAACCUCCACUGUGA